AUGUCUACAGGAAAGCGGACAGCAGACCAUCUACCCCCUUCCGAACAGGUAUCAAAUCGUCCUCGCCAUAUCGCCCCCAAGUUCCUCGGCGUGCUGCUUCAGAGGAACCCUGUCUCAAGUCCUCCCUAUGUUGCCUCCGUACCCGUUCCUCCGCAUGCUGCUUCAGAAGGACCCUCUAUGAGCGACUCAAGUCCUCCCUAUGUAGCCCCCGUUCCUCCCUAUGUAGCCCCCGUUCCUCCCUAUGUCGCACCCGUUCCUCCACAUGUCGCACCCGUUCCUCCACAUGUCGCCCCCGUUCCUCCAAAUGUCGCCCCAGUUCCACCCUAUGUCGUCCCCGUACCCAUUCCUACACGUGCUGCUUCAGAAGGACCAUUCAACGAAGACUCAGACAAAGACUCAAACAAAGACUCAACCAAAGACUCAGACGACAACUCAUUCUGGUUCAAGCGGAGUCUUCGUCAUGCUUUUCCGGAUUUCCCUACUCCUUCGUCUUCGCCUUCCCACUCCCCCUGCCCCUCCCCCUCACACGCACUCUACCCUAUACCCGAAUCAUCUGAUGAGGAAGAAUCGGACGCACAUCACUCUCGCAUCGACGCUCCCGAUGGUAACCGUGAGACCUCUAUGGAUGCUACUCAGUCGCAUGCGCAAGCUUCACCAGAUACUUCGUCUCUUUGGAGGAGCUUGUCUUCUACGCAAAAGGCAGAGUACUCGAAGCAGUGUCAAGGGAUAUUAACUGCUGCUAGCAGGGAGGUGCCGCCGUUGAAUCUGGCAACGUCGGACAUACAUAGCUUUCUGGUUGCUCUUGGGGUACACCAUACAGUGGACGACCGCGGUGCUCAGGCUGUGUUGAGCAAACACAAAACGUUGAACGAUCUGGUCAAAUCCUCCCGGCGGCAUUUGAUGAGCUCUCAUCCAAUGGAUAUCGUGGCUUCUGACUUUUAUGAGAUUGUCAAUCAUGGCAAGUUUCUGCCUGAAGCAUGGAAAAACCUACCCACUGUGAAUGCGACACCGGAUAACCCCCCUGCACCGUCUUUCGAACAAGUUAUGGCAACGCCCUCUGGACCACAUCAUUCACGCUCAUCUGGUGAAUCCUUUGUGCAGCACAUUGGUGAAACACCCCGUACACCCGAGAAUCAAGGCACGGAGCACCUCGAAAGACCAGGUGCACCCAAGAAACAAACCCCGAAGGAGAAGCCGAAGCAGAAGCCGAAGCAGAAGCCGAAGCAGAAGCCGAAGCCCGUCACGCAAACUAUCCAACCUACUUUAGAUGUACCCACUAGGCGCAUGGCAUAUGCGUAG
This is a messenger RNA of Stereum hirsutum FP-91666 SS1, 1299 nucleotides long. RefSeq lists its product as uncharacterized. The record is from RefSeq and is a predicted model, not a curated record. NCBI's taxonomy places the organism in Eukaryota, Fungi, Basidiomycota, Agaricomycetes, Russulales, Stereaceae. The coding region runs from base 1 to 1299 and encodes 432 amino acids. The transcript has 5 exons.